Lecanosticta acicola is the source of this 2334-nucleotide messenger RNA. The record is from the annotation of a GenBank genome assembly. NCBI's taxonomy places the organism in Eukaryota, Fungi, Ascomycota, Dothideomycetes, Mycosphaerellales, Mycosphaerellaceae.
AUGGACGAGGACGGUAAUGCCAGCCCAAAUGCCAGCCCAACCUCCAAGUCGGCUAGCGGUUGGAAUCAGACCCCAACCUCAGGAGUUGGGGAUGCCCAGCGGCGAUCCCCCGUGGAUCAGGAAAUCACCGAGUGCCAUUUGAAUGCAAGUCGUUAUACCUCUACCAGCAAUCCAUUCGAGGUGGUAGAUGAUUCGCAGCAGACGGCUCAGAAACAUCUUUCGGAGACAGACGCCCCAGCGGCCGUGCUUGCUACGAAAGCACAGUUGAGCAGUCCGGCAUCCCCGACGCUGGAUGUCCUCUCAUCCUGUACCCAGUACCGCAGCUCAUCCGCAGACCCUAAGACUUCAGCACAUCCAGGAUUGACCGCUCAGCCACCCACAGAGUCUCUCCACCGUGAAGCUUAUGGAACAGGCCCUGCAACGAAGAGCAAUUCUUUCUCGCCUUCAACGGCAUUUUUGGACAGCGUUCAAGAGGAGAAGCCAACACAGACUCCAAUCUUGGCCCAACCAGCCACCCAGCCACCACGGCCCUCAUCUUCUCCCCGAAAUGACCCCGCAGAUGGGAUAUCUGAUGUUGGUGCCCGGGACAACUGCAGCUCCGAACCAUCGAGCGAGGACGGUGUGCGCGACUCGGAAGACCAUCAGACCAGCCGAAGUCUAGCAUUCACUUCUGGCUUGCACCCUUCUGGCUUGCACCACUCGAUUUUACCGCAGCAACAACAUAAGGCGUCAGAGGGUGCGAUCUCGCGAAGCAUGAGGCCAUCGUCUCCAUUCAUCGCCGAUGCAGGCAGCGCUGAAAUCACACAAGAAGCUUCGGAGAAUUUCCCCGGAUUGCGUUCGCCCACGAUAUCUCCCCAUGGAAUGGACGACUCUCAUCUCGCGCCGGAAGAUUUCUUCCGAGACGGCCACCACCGAGUGCUCGACAAGGACAUUGAGGAAGCCGGAAACGAUCAGCAAAACGACCAGACUCCCAUUAACCAAAUGGAGGAAGAGGAGACCCUCAAUAGUGAUAAUCAUAAUGAUGACGAUGAUUUGUCGCUGAUAACGAGGAUCGAAGGCAGCUACAUGUUCGCCAUUGUCUGGUAUUGCCUGUUUCCGUUCUGGGCCACAUUCUACUGGCACUUCUGGUACGCCAGCCGUCAGAGGCUUGUGUAUGUCCGCGUCCGAAAGACUCGAGCUCUCAGCCAGGACAAAAUAGUCGAGAAUCCUUACGAUAUCCCUCUCGAACAGAUUGAAGAAAGUGUUCUUCUGAAUGAUGCGCAUCGAAAGGCCUGCUUGCAAGCCCUGGACGAGCUCCUGACCACACGUUGGUGGAUUCGAGAGAGCUGUCUACUCCUUCUAGCUUUCAUCUCGACUGUUGCGCUAAUAUCAGCUUUCUGGACCAUCGUCGCUGGCGUCUGGCCUUGUCGGUGCUGGUACCAAGAGAUUGCUGGUGUGAUGCUGAUCAACAGGAGUAUCGCCAGCGAUAACCUCUGUCUUGACACAGCUAGCCACUGUAGACAGCUAUUGAACGGCACAAAGCUCUUGGAUGGCGAAAGUGCAUGCGCGAAAGUCGAAAUGGUGUGGUCUCUUCUCACGCUUGACCACAACCUACUGGGAUUGCCUCGAGCAUUCAGCACAGUCUACACGAGUGUCUAUACGGACUAUUGUGUAGAUGUCCCCGACCCACGCUCCGGAGACGACUUCGAAUCGAACUGGGAGCGCUCUACUAAUAAUCCACUGCAGGUUCUGUCUGAAAGUUACACUCGGACGCUGGAAAGGAUUCAUCAGGGCGAGAAUCUAUGGUCUAGCAAUACCAGUCUGGAGAAGCAGAUCGUCGACCUUGUUACCGCCGCCAGAAGCCAGACCUCUCCAAUGAGCCUGACUUGGCCUGUCGGACACGGCCACAUUCCAUACACGGCCCCAACCUCCCAGUAUGGAUCACACUGCGGCGAAGGUUUCGAGCUCUUCGGUCUGAUCGGCAAAGCGAUGCGACCCAUGUUUGUUUUCUUAUUUCCUGCUGCAGCAGGAGCGGCAGGGAUGAGCCCUACACCGACAUUGCCGACGGAUGUAGCGCCCGUGGGCCUAUGGGAUUGCUGUUCGGAGUGUGUUCUGAAAGCUCUGGACAUCGUCGUUGACUUGGAGAGGGCAAGAUAUAUUGAUCUACUCCAGGUAGAGGAGGACGACACAGACAGGGCCGAGCAAGACGGCCCUUCUGAGAUGAAGAUGAAGUAUUGUCCGCGCUGUGGUGAGUGCGCAUCCAAUGUUCUUCAAUUCAGGCUUCGAGCUAACCUGCCAGUAGCCCAAUAUCACGUACAUGAUUCUCCUUUUGGUGACGGAGUCCAUGAACCAUAA